This is a messenger RNA of Malus domestica (apple), 1434 nucleotides long. RefSeq lists its product as uncharacterized. Gene Ontology annotation, biological process: ubiquinone biosynthetic process. Lineage: Eukaryota; Viridiplantae; Streptophyta; Magnoliopsida; Rosales; Rosaceae. The record is from RefSeq and is a predicted model, not a curated record. Gene Ontology annotation, molecular function: lipid binding. Gene Ontology annotation, cellular component: mitochondrial inner membrane.
CAAUAACAGGCAGGCUUUUCUGUGUGAGCCACAGCCAAAGAAAACGGAGGCAAACCCUCUCCGCACUCUAUCUCUCUCUCUCUCUCUGUGCCUUUCGCCGUUGGGUUUCCACAUCCCCUGCAACUACGAAGCUCUCUCUUCCAAAUCCAGGAAGAUAUUGGCAAUAUACCAAAUCAAAAUGUACAGAUCCACAACGAAUCGGCUUCUCCGGCUCUUUGGCGCACCCUUGGUUAGCAAUAGCAAUAUCCAUAUGCUUCGGUUCCGUCCCCUUCAAUCCCUCGUUAGUCGUACUCACUUUUCCACCACUGUGAACUCUGAACCAUUUGUUGAUAAACCCCCUAGUUUUGCAAAUUCCACAUCAUCAACGGCCGAUGAAUUCCCUAAUGUUUCGAAUUCCACGUCAUCAACAGCCAGUCACACGAGGAAGCCGAGAGUAGAAUACCAAGAUGAGCAAGCUCGCGUGCUCCAGGCCUCACUUCCCCAUGUGAUAAGGUUGGGAUGGAGCGAAGCCGCAAUGAUUGCUGGUGCAAGGGAUGUUGGUGUGUCUCCAUCUAUUGUCGGAUCAUUUCCAAGGAAAGAGGGCACCCUGGUGGAGUUUUUCAUGGAUGACUGUUUGCAGAGGCUUAUUGAUAGAAUCGAGUCCAGUACAGAUGAGCUGAAAAGUUUGAUACUCAGUGACCGUAUCACCAAGCUUAUCCGUAUUCGCUUAGAAAUGCAGGCACCCUACAUAUCGAAAUGGCCUCAAGCUCUUAGCAUCCAGGCACAACCAGUGAAUGUUCCCACAAGUUUUAAGCAAAGGGCGAUGCUUGUGGAUGAGAUCUGGCAUGGUGCUGGCGACGACACCGCUGAUUUUCAGUGGUAUGUGAAGCGGACUGUCCUCGGAGGAAUAUACUCCACAACUGAGAUUUACAUGCUUACCGACGAUUCCCCAGAUUUUCGUGAUACAUGGGCAUUCUUGGAUAAUCGGGUGAAAGAUGCUUUUGACUUGAAGAAAACCAUUCAGGAGGCAACAUACUUGGCAGAAGCUGUCGGUGCUGGGAUGGGGACUUCUUUCCAAGGAUUUGUGAAGAGAGUCUUUCGGGGCUAAGAAAUUACGAAAGCAUUCUUUUGCAAGCAUCAGUCCUUCCUCUGGUCAGUAUACUUGAAUGAGAUGCUGUGUUACUGCUUUAGUAGUUUUCGGGGUGGUUCGAAGUUGAAACUGCUGUAAAUGUUUUCUUUCUAUAUCAGGAUCCAUUUGUUUGUGAACGGAAGUUCCAGUUAAGCUCUCAAGGCUGCUGUGUUUGAAGGUUACUUUUGGUACUUUCUCCGUAGACUUGUAAUAAAUAAAAUUAUAGUCGAAAUAAGGUAAAAUGGAGGUGUAAUUGGAAGCUGUAUGGGGGGUUAUAUGAUGUAUACGAAGAAAAUGCUUAAACUUAAAAAUCUUUAGCCAUUCAA